CCUCUCGCAUCCGCUGCAACAAUGGCGGCGCCAGACGCUCCCGCCAAGUUCUCGCUCGCCCUGGGCUCCAAAAAGUCCGCCCAGUCGCGUGCGCCCCCGAAGAAGCGCCCGCACUCUGCCCUCCACGACUCCGACGACGAAGACGCCGGCCCCCAGGCGCAGGAGGUUUCCCACUUUGACCAGUCGGCCGGCGGCGCAAUCGAUGCCAGCAAGCCCUCCCAGACAAAGGGCCCGCUGGUCAUCCCCAAGCAAGCGAAUCGCGACUGGAGGGGCGAAAGCCAGACCAAGCGACAGAAGAACCUACUCCCGCCCGAGGCCCAGGCAGCACAGGCGGCAGCGCAGAACGGCGACACCAAGGAUGCCGACAUCCCCGAAGAACAGCGCACCUUCGGCCUAAACAUCGUCAAGAAAGCGGACGGACUAGAUGGAGCUGCGGCGGAGGAUGACACGGCGCCCGCCGCCGACGAGCCAGCGCCCGCGGAACCAAAGACGGAAGAUCAGUUGGCGCUCGAAGCUCUCUUAGGCCAGAAGCAGAAAUCCGACCUUGCAAUUCCGGCCGUCGAAUCCGAAGAAGAAGCCUUCCGUCGCGACUAUGACAACGCGCCCGAGAUGGCGACACUGGAGGAGUACGAUGCAGUGCCCGUGGAGGAAUUCGGCGCGGCGCUAUUGCGCGGCAUGGGUUGGAAAGAAGGCGAAGCCAUCGGCCGCAGGAAGGGACAAAAGGCUGUGCAGCCGCGCGUUCUGGAGAAGAGGCCCGCGCUGCUGGGUAUUGGCGCGAAGGAAGACGCGGCUGUCGGUGAGGAAAUGGGCUCGUGGGGCAAGGGAGCAAAGAGCAAGAGGAAAACAGAGCAAUCUUACAACCCGGUCAUGCUGCGCAACAAGAACACGGGUGAGCAGCUCACCGAGGAGGAGCUCAAGGCGAAAAUGGAGGAGCAGCAAGUGGCAGAGCGCGAGCGCGAGCUCGAGCUGGCGAAGCGCGACAAGUCCCCCGCACGAGACUCUGGCCGCCAUCGCUCUGAAAAGUCCUCCAGGCGCAGCAAAUACGACGACGACGACUACGACUCUGAGCGACGUGACCGGGACCGCCGGCGGGACCGCGACCGCGACCGCGACAGGGACUACGACAGCAAGCACCGGUCGUCGCGCCGAGACCGCAGCGAGACGGACGAGGACAGGCACAGGCGGCGAAAACGCGACAAGGACUACGACGACUACGAUCGCAGGGACAGGGAUCGCAAGCAGCGCGACCGCGACCGUGAUCGCGACCGCGACCGAGAGGAUCGCUACUCCAAGGCGUCGUCGUCGCGGCGCGACGACAGAGACAGAGAUAGGCACCGCGACUCGGAUCGUGAGCGCCGUCGGAGACGGGACGACUAUUGAUUUGACCGCCGGAUUGCGGGACGCUGGCUAUAUCCGUUGCCAGCACGUUGAUAGAACAAGCGAACAAGCCUAAUUAACCCGGUUCUGGGCUCGAGAGUCUCUGAAGCCGAACAGGUCCGCUCCAGCACUGCGUGUCGAACAAACGUAUCAUUUGCAUCGCUACGCUACGAUUGUACUACGGUAAGUCCAAAUAUAUCGCCGAGAGCAGAUGAAGUCAUUUACCUUAGGUAGGUCUACAAACUAUUUGCUAGAAGGCAUCAUAACCGUACAGGCACUGCGGUCUUGCUGGAUCCUAGACAUUGUUCAUGGGCUGGUCACGGGUUUUAUGGAAUUAAUUCCUGGAGGAGAUUGCAUCGGGGUAGCAACCCACAACUCUGUAGCAGUAUCCGAUAUCAUACCCAAGCAAUUUUACAAUGGAACCCAU
Molecule: messenger RNA, 1804 nt
Organism: Aplosporella prunicola CBS 121167
Lineage: Eukaryota; Fungi; Ascomycota; Dothideomycetes; Botryosphaeriales; Aplosporellaceae
Exons: 2
Coding region: 22-1380 (452 amino acids)
Biological process (GO): mRNA splicing, via spliceosome
Cellular component (GO): spliceosomal complex
Molecular function (GO): nucleic acid binding
Source: RefSeq, a predicted model, not a curated record